Messenger RNA from Arabidopsis lyrata subsp. lyrata, 1008 nucleotides. RefSeq lists its product as uncharacterized. The record is from RefSeq and is a predicted model, not a curated record. The annotation marks the transcript as partial. Lineage: Eukaryota; Viridiplantae; Streptophyta; Magnoliopsida; Brassicales; Brassicaceae. The transcript has 2 exons.
UUGCACUUAUUGUUUACAGAGGGAUUCUACGCGACGAACAAUCAGUUCCAGACAACGGGUCCAAAGGGUUUCAUUGAAGUGAAGGUUCUGGAGAACGACAAUCUCUAUGUGCGUGUCGACUUGCCUGGCGUUCCAGACGACGCCGUUCGCUACAGAGUUGACGCGGUGAGACAAAAGGUUGUGUUUUUCUCCGGUGAAACUCUCAACGACGAUAAGGAAGGCUUGCGUGAGUACUCUGGAACCGCCGGUCUUGGAUGUGACUGCUGCGAGAUCACAGGCGUCGUUGAUGCCAAAAUGAAAGAUGGAGUUUUGAGGAUGAUUCUUACAAGGGUCAAGGUGAACAAGGAUCAACCCAACAACAAGUGUACUCUCACUGUGCCUCCUUUCACAGGUCAAUCCGGAAGAUAUCUGGAGGAUCAUCCAUAUGUGGUGAAAGGUCGCAAGGGAGCAUUGUUUGGGGUACCAACCGCGGGAAUAGGGCUUUACUUUGCAGUAGACUUGCCAGGUGUUUGUGGGGAUGAUGUACAAGUGUUUGCUCAUGAAAAUGAAAUCAGAUUCUAUGGUGAAGUCAAGAACGUGUGUGAGCACGAUGAGAGCCGUCGAAUCUACUCGGGAGGCAUCAUGAGUCCUCCUUCCCGUAUUCUACCUUCAGUUUCGAGCCACAACAUCACUUGGGAUGUAGAAUUUGGUGUUCUCAAGAUUGUUGCUACACCUCCUGGCUACACCAACAACAACUAAGGAACCAACCCCUAUUCUCUCUCUCUCUCUAGCUAUAUUUGCAUUUUGGGACAAGUUACUUUGAUUAGUUUUCUCUGUUGAAGUUGAGACAAUUGAAAGAGAGAGUAGUCCUUGCUUUUGUGUUUGCUAUUGAAUCAAAUGAUUCAUGUCAUUUGUUUUCACAAACUUAACUCUUUUUUUUCCCUAAGCUGAUUGAAACAAAUUGGUUCCAUAGCAUAAUUUACAGAAAGCUAAGCUGAUAUAGUAUACUAUGUCAAUUGUUUAUAGAUU